Messenger RNA from Dicrocoelium dendriticum, 1353 nucleotides. The record is from the annotation of a GenBank genome assembly. NCBI's taxonomy places the organism in Eukaryota, Metazoa, Platyhelminthes, Trematoda, Plagiorchiida, Dicrocoeliidae.
AUGAAAAAGUGUGAAAAGUUGGCGGAAACAGUUGAGCAACUGGUGAACGCUCGCAACGCAGCUGUGAAAGUAAACAACGCUAUACUUGAAACUGAACGGACACCUACAAACUCCCCGUUUAGGCCGAGGAAGAGGGUCAGACAUCCCAACCCCACCAUCGCGUCUCAGUCUCCAACGUCCCCUAGCCUCAUGACUCCACUAAGUGAAAAAGUCUUUUACAACCCACUUGCUACUACGUCCUCCAAGGGUGCAAUAACUAGUAAUUCAGUUGACAUACUCGACACACAAAACUCCAGCAAGCCUACGGUAAAAAAUAACUGGACAUCCUACGCAGCGGUUGCUUCUAGGAAAACGCCGUCAAAGACACCUGUGACUUCACUUAUCGGAGAGGUCAAAACUGUGCCUCAACAUGGAUCGCUAUCGCCAGUGCGGUUCACAAAUCCACAAAAAGCAAAAGAACCUAGUGCUGUUAAGUCGCAAACCACAAGGCGGAAUCAUGGUGCCUUAAGUCUUGUGUGCGCUAACGUUCCUGGAUCCAAAUCCAACACAAUAAAGGGCAAACUGAUAGACGAUCGUUGUCAGUGGGAUUCCAUCUGUAGUGCCAUCAGCAUGCGCGCUGGACCCACUACGCUGAGCCGCAUCGCAAGACACCCAAACAACUUACACUACGGUGAACCUCGACUACUUCGAGUAACACUACAUUCCGCGGAAGAAACGGAAUCCAUUCUGCUCGCUGCAAAUCGACAUCACAGAGCAUCGAACGGAGUAUGUAUCUUACCGGAUAUUCCGUGGAAAGAACGUUCAAAGGAUAUGAACAAUCAACAGGGAAGUAGAAAACACGCGCUGAAAACCGUCAUUAUUCAUGGCGUCCCCGAGUCUCAAGCUUCACCUCCUGAAGAAGUUCAGGCACAUGACCUGGAGCAAUGGCGAUACAUUCGUGAGGCGCUGUCUUUAGAAAAUGUCAUUGCUACCUCCCUGACCAGGAUUCCCGUGUCACCAAAUUACAAAGGGUGUGGUCCUAGGUUGCUGAAGUUGGUCUUACCGUCUGAGCUAACUUUACAGGCAGUUCUAGAGAACUGGGGUAAAUUCCGGAACAUGCUACCGACAGAAAUUCGAAUUAAAGCAGCAGGUUUACGACCAGAGGCUACUGGUUACUCCAUGGAGAGAACCAACUCAGUGGGAACAACCGUUGUUGCAGAGUCCACCACAGAGACUGAUCUGACUGCCGUCAUAGCAUCCGGCGAGGCACUGCAGGAGGUGAGUGACCAUCAGGAUAAUCAUGAACCUGAUCACACGGUGCAGAGAGUUAUCCCAAGUCAUUCUCGCGAGCCUAAGACAAUUUCAAAAAACUAG